CACGGUAACAGCGAGCUUGUUUGUUCUUUACGUGAUCCCCACCCGGAUCCGUGGUCCUUCCGCUCCACGAUGUCCCUCAUAUAUUGUGCCGAGCCUCAUCAAGUCAUGAGGCCACGGCUCACGGCCGUGGAGUCGAUAUGAUCUGACUCGAACUAGCCACGCCGAGCUUGGGGAAGGACUCGAGUUCGCGACAUGCGGGUUGUCGCCAGCGACCAGACGGAUCCUUCUUAUAACCAUGAUCCUAACCCACCCUGCGACCCUCAGAGGCAGAGUCCAGGUCUUGGUUGACAACGGGGCUCCGACGAGUAGUUUGUCCACUCGCUCAACUCUUCGCCACCAUGCAGUAUUACGGCCUCCUCGCCAUCGUCCUUGGACUUGCCAUCACGGUCCACGCGGCCCCUUCUGUCAUCCUGGAACAGACAAAAAGGAUACCGCCUGGCUGGUCCUUCCAGGGCAACGCCAAUGCCUCUGACAAAAUCACGCUUUUCGUUGCCCUGAAAGAGCCAGGGAUCGAGGAACUCAAGGCCAAGUUGCACCAGCGCCAAAACUCCAACCACCCGUCGUUUGGGCAGCACCUGAGCCGGGAUGAAGUCCUGUGGCAUCGCCAGCCACCCGAUGCGACGGCCCGUGCCGUGAGCAGCUGGCUGAAGUCGAGCGGGAUCCGCGACCUCAAUAACCAGGGCGGCCUCAUUAGCUUCGACGUGUCCGCCAGCGCCGUCAAGUCGCUCUUCCAGGCCGACCUGGGUUACUACGCCUACAAUGGCAGCGAUUCCGAACCCGUCCUGCGAGCGCUUUCCUACACGAUCCCUUCCUGGUUGCGCGAUUACAUCGACUUUGUGCACCCCCUCACCAACUUCAUGCCGCCGCGCCCACGCCGCGGCCAUCGUCGACGUCCCAAGCCAAGGCCAUGGCCCUGGAAUCCUAAGCCCACCACUAGACCGUCCCCAUGGACACUUAUUCCAACCAAGUCCGCAAUCAGCCUCCCCACUUCAACUCGAGUGCCCUCCCACGAGGAGCUGUUCCCCAACCUCCCCUGCUUCGCCGCCACCGUACCGGACUGCAUUAAGAAGCUCUACAACAUGUCCUACACCCCGGCCGCCAAACCAGCGUCCCCCGUCCGCCUGGGCAUAGCCGGCUUCCUCGAGCAAUGGAUCCUCCACUCAGAUGUCGACCUCUUCCUCGACAUCAUGGCCCCCCUCCUACCGCCCACCUACAACUUCACCGUCGAGCUCAUCAACAACGGCACCAACCCCCAAGACUCCCCCAGCAACGCCGGCAUCGAAGCCUCCCUCGACGUGCAAUACGCCAUGGGCCUCGCGUACCCGUCGCAGAUAAUCUACUACGUCACGGGUGGCCGGGGCACCAAACUAGACGCCAUGACGGGCGAAGCCUUCCCGGACUCGGAAUCCGACAACGAGCCCUUCCUCGAGUUCCUCGACCACGUGCUUUCCAAACCGGACUCGGAGAUCCCGCACGUGCUCAGCAUCUCGUACUCGGACGACGAGGUCAGCGUGCCGCGGGCGUAUGCCCACCGCGUGUGCGACCAGUUUGCGGCGCUCGCCGCGCGCGGCGUGUCGGUGCUGGUCGCGACGGGCGACGGCGGCGCGGCCGGCACGGGCAAGACGCAAUGUUUCUCGCGCGAGCUGCAGGCCAAACGCUACGUGACAACCUUCCCCGCGGACUGUCCGUACGUCACGGCGGUGGGCGCGACAGAUAACGUCGCGCCGCCUGUCACGGGCGCGGCGUUCAGUUCGGGCGGGUUUAGCGACUUCUUUGCGCGGCCCGAGUGGCAGGAGGAGGUGGUGAGGGGGUACGUGGAGGGGUUGAAGAAGCGGAACGAUACGACCCGGUUGGCGCUGUUCAAUCACACCGGCCGGGCGAUGCCGGAUAUUAGUGCCAUUGGGUCCGGGUUCCAGAUCCUCAUGGGCGGCGAGAACGGGCAGGUGUAUGGGACGAGCGCGAGCACGCCCGUCGUGGCGGCCAUGGUGGCGCUGGUGAAUGAUGCGCGGAUGAGGGCCGGCAUGCCGAGUCUCGGGUGGCUGAACCCGCUGCUGUACUCGGGCAGGGUCAAGAAGGUGUUGAGGGAUGUGACGGUGGGCGAGAGCGCCGGGUGUCGGUUCCCGGAUGGAACGAGAGCAGAUGGAUGGCUGGCGGGCGAGGGAUGGGACGCUGUUACCGGUCUGGGUGUGGUGGAUGACUUCAGUGACUUCCUUGCUGCCCUGUUGUAG
Molecule: messenger RNA, 2228 nt
Organism: Parathielavia appendiculata
Lineage: Eukaryota; Fungi; Ascomycota; Sordariomycetes; Sordariales; Chaetomiaceae
Product: tripeptidyl-peptidase-like protein
Exons: 1
Coding region: 339-2228 (629 amino acids)
Biological process (GO): proteolysis
Molecular function (GO): serine-type endopeptidase activity; tripeptidyl-peptidase activity
Source: RefSeq, a predicted model, not a curated record